GUUUAUAGAGAGCUGGGCCAACAUUCUCAUCCGAACUCCUCCUUCAAGUCAGCUUCUCUCCUGAGUCCUCAUCCCACUCCUUGGUUUCUUCCGCAUUCCCCCUGGAGUGGCCGGUGGGGACGGGCGGGACUGGAAAAAGACACUGGACGCCAGACAUAGAGGUGUGGGAAAGCAGAGUCAGGCUGCCAAAGCAGGGGACUCCUUCCCAUUGAAAAGGGAAGUCAACUGACCGUAGUUAGUUAAAUUUAACAUCCUUUCAUGAGUAACAUCUGACUUCGGGAGGAAGAUGAACUUUGCGGAGGAAGAGCCCUCUAAGAGAUACUGCAUCAGAGGCAAACAUGUGGCCAUCAUCUGUGGGGUGGUGGUGGCGGUCGGAUUAAUAGUGGGGCUUUCUGUGGGCUUGACCAGGUCGUGUGAUUGCUCUGGAGACACUGGGCAGGACACAACCCAGGCUCCUUCCACUGCCCAGCCUCCCCAGGACCAGGACAUCUGCCCUGCCAGUGAAGACGAAAGUGGAGAAUGGACAAACUUCAGGCUGCCAGACUUCAUCAAACCAGUCCACUACGACCUGGAGGUGAAGGCCCUGAUGGAGGAGGACAGGUACACGGGCACAGUGACCAUCUCUGUCAGCUUGAGCAAGUCCACACGUGACCUGUGGCUGCACAUCAGGGAGACCAGGGUCACCAAACUGCCGGAGUUGAGGAAGCCCUCUGGGGAGCAGGUACCAAUUCGACGGUGCUUCGAGUACAAGCAGCAGGAGUAUGUGGUGAUCCAGGCUGAAGAGGAGCUUGCCGCCACCAGUGGAGACAGUGUCUACCUGCUGACCUUGGAGUUUGCCGGCUGGCUGAACGGCUCGCUGGUGGGGUUUUACAGAACCACCUACACCGAGAACGGGCAAGUCAGGAGCAUAGCGGCCACUGACCAUGAGCCAACGGAUGCCAGGAAGUCCUUCCCUUGUUUUGAUGAGCCGAACAAGAAGGCAACUUACAACAUAUCCAUCAUUCACCCCAAAGAAUACUCAGCACUUUCAAAUAUGCCAGUACUGAGAGAAGAGGUAGUGGAUAACAACUGGAAUAAAACGAUUUUUAAGGAGUCUGUCCCCAUGAGCACUUACCUGGUGUGCUUUGCUGUACAUCAGUUCACCUCUGUACAGAGAACGUCCAACAGCGGCAAACUACUCACUAUUUAUGUCCAGCCAGAGCAAAAGGCAACAGCGGAGUAUGCUGCAAACAUAACUAAAAUUGCAUUUGAUUAUUUUGAAGAAUACUUUGCCAUGGAAUAUUCUCUUCCUAAACUGGAUAAAAUCGCUAUCCCCGAUUUUGGCACCGGUGCCAUGGAAAACUGGGGACUCAUCACUUACCGAGAAACAAACCUGCUUUAUGACCCCCAGGAAUCAGCCUCAUCCAACCAACAAAGAGUGGCCACUGUGAUUGCCCAUGAACUUGUACACCAGUGGUUUGGAAAUACUGUGACCAUGGACUGGUGGGAUGACUUGUGGCUAAAUGAAGGAUUUGCUUCUUUCUUCGAGUUCUUGGGGGUAAAUCAUGCAGAAGCAGACUGGGAAAUGCUCGAUCAGAUGCUGCUUGAAGACGUGUUACCUGUGCAAGAAGAGGACUCCUUGAUGUCUUCACACCCAGUGGUUGUCACGGUGUCAACGCCCGCUGAAAUAACUUCGGUGUUUGAUGGAAUAUCAUACAGCAAGGGAGCUUCUAUUCUGAGAAUGCUCCAAGACUGGAUCACACCAGCUAAAUUUCAAGAAGGAUGUCAGAAAUACUUGCAAAAAUUCAAGUUCGGUAAUGCAAAAACUUCAGACUUUUGGGAGUCACUGGAAGAGGCAAGUAAUCAACCAGUGAAAGACGUUAUGGACACCUGGACUAGCCAGAUGGGCUAUCCUGUGGUCACUGUGACUGAAAGGCAGAAAUUAAAUCAGACACGCUUUCUGUUGGACUCCAGAGCUGACCCUUCCCAGCCACCAUCAGCACUUGGUUACACAUGGAAUAUUCCAAUUAAAUGGACUGAAAAUGGCAAUUCAAGGGUCACAGUCUACAACAGGUCAUCAACAGAAGGAAUCACUUUGAAUUCUAGUCUUGGUGGAGAUGGUUUUCUCAAAAUAAACCCAGAUCACAUUGGGUUUUAUCGUGUAAAUUAUGAAGCAGGAACUUGGGGCCAGAUAGUCGAGACUCUUUCCUCAAACCACUUGAACUUCUCCUCUGCUGACCGUGCAAGUUUUAUUGAUGAUGCUUUUGCUUUGGCAAGAGCCCGGCUUCUGAGUUACGAGACAGCCCUGGGCUUGACCAGGUAUCUCAAGUCCGAAGAGGAUUUCUUACCGUGGCAGAGAGCCAUUUCAGCUGUGACCUACAUCAUUAGCAUGUUUGAAGAUGACAGAGAGCUGUACCCUGUGAUAGAGACGUACUUCCAAGGUCAAGUGAAGCCCAUUGCGGAUUCUCUGGGAUGGCAGGAUACUGGAAGCCACAUCACAAAGUUACUCCGUGCUUCUAUAUUAGGAUUUGCAUGCAAGAUGGGAGACGGUGAUGCCUUGAGAAACGCUUCCCAGUUAUUUGAGACCUGGCUACAAGGGAAAGAAAGCAUUCCUGUAAACCUCAGGCUUCUGGUGUACCGCUAUGGGAUGCAGAACUCUGGCAACGAGACUUCAUGGAACUAUACUCUAGAGCAAUACCAGAAAACCUCCCUAGCACAAGAAAAAGAAAAAUUGCUCUAUGGUUUAGCUUCCGUGCGGGAUGUUACUCUUUUGGCAAGGUAUCUGGAAAUGCUCAAAGACCCCAAUGUGAUUAAAACUCAGGAUGUGUUUACAGUCAUCCGCUACAUCUCAUACAACCCAUACGGGAAGAGCAUGGCCUGGAACUGGAUACAACUCAACUGGGACUAUCUGGUCAACAGAUUCACCAUCAAUGACAGAUACCUUGGCCGGAUCGUCACCAUUGCUGAACCUUUCAACACUGAGCUGCAGCUCUGGCAGAUGGAGAGCUUUUUUGCAAAAUAUCCAAAUGCUGGAGCAGGAGUGCAACCUAGAGAACAAGCAUUGGAAACAGUGAAGAACAAUAUUGAGUGGCUGAGACAAAACAGAAAGUCCAUAAGCGACUGGUUUAACAGCUUGCUGAAGGACAGCUAAGGCAUUUUCAUCUUGUGACUCUGCUGUGCCGUGGAGCCGGCCUGAGGUGGCCUGUUUUACAGACCGCAGAGGGAGCCUUCGAAACGGGUUCUGCUUUUGCUAAGUACUGUGUUUAUGUCUCGCAAAGCUUUUAAAUUAUUCCUCUCUGUUUUUGAAGGAAGAUACUAAUAGAGUAUUUAAUACACUCAGGGAUCUCUGCUAAGUGUACUUCACAGGAACGUCUUUAUAAACUGUAGGGUUUAAUAGUCACAUUAAUGUCUUUAAAUAUCAUUCCUUGUAUCUUAAAUCUGUGAAAAUAGAACAAUUUAGUCCUAGCUUUACAUUUUUAGUACCAAAGAAAGACCAGUUAAUCUUCUCUCUUGAUUGAUUUUUAAAGUUUAAAUACCAGUACUUGCGGGACAUAUUGCCAUCUUAAUCUUUAUUUUAUUAUUCAGAAUUACAUAGACCUAAUAUCAUUUUAUUCACAUAUGUCUCGUUGCUUUAAAUCCUACCAAAGUAACCUUGGCUUAAGUUUUGCUCAAGGAUUGAAUGAAUGAGCCAAAGAAAUGAUUGACUGUUGCCUUUGCUCUUACAAAAUCAGACAAAGCUGUAUUCUUUUUUUUUAAAAAAAAAUAAAUUUAAAGUAUUACCUUG
Messenger RNA from Peromyscus californicus insignis, 3763 nucleotides. RefSeq names its product glutamyl aminopeptidase (gene Enpep). Gene Ontology annotation, cellular component: cytoplasm. Lineage: Eukaryota; Metazoa; Chordata; Mammalia; Rodentia; Cricetidae. Gene Ontology annotation, molecular function: peptide binding; metalloaminopeptidase activity; zinc ion binding. The transcript has 20 exons. The record is from RefSeq and is a predicted model, not a curated record. The coding region runs from base 287 to 3130 and encodes 947 amino acids. Gene Ontology annotation, biological process: proteolysis; peptide catabolic process.